UGCAGAGCUUGGCCAUCCUCAUCAUUGUAGUGAUUUUCAUUAUAGUGGUGGUCAUGUGGUCACUGCUGUGGAUUUUCAUAUGUGCCAUUGAUUCUUCCACUUCCACUCCACAAUGAUGAUUUUGCACCUCCUGUACAAGAACGUCAGUUUCCUCUUGGGAGAAGCUUCUUCUGAUGAGUAUAUCCUCGUUUUCCAUUGCAGCCGCAGACCACAGAAAUUGGCAGUGCGCCAGGGUGCAAAGCGCACAGCUCUUAAAAGGAAUGAAAUGAGAUAAUUUGAUUGGCUAUGACUGAAUCCUGCUGCAACACACCCACCAAAAUAUUCAGCCUAAUCUAGCCCAGUUUCCACCUCUGCAGCACAUUGUGAGCUGUGCUCACAAAAAUAUCGAACUUCAGUGGCGAUGCCCAGUGCGCCCAUGCUCUGCACCACUGACUGCACCCAUGCACAAUGCGUCAUUGAUUCCAGAAAAUAGAGCCCUCAAAAGUCAAAGAAAUGUGUAAACUAAAUGAGGCUUUCAGUCUUCCAGACAACCAUUAAUGAAGAUUCUCUUAAGAAGCUUGAUACUGGCUGUGUAGUAUACUCCUGCUCAUUUUAAGUCCCUAGGGAAAGCAGCACAACUGAAAAGCAGCGCAGCUGGACCCAUCAAUUAACCUCAGUGAUUUCCUCUUUGAUAGUUCGGAGGGAGAGCAGCAGUGGCGUUUAUUUUGCGGGGAUGUUCCAAGUUGCCAAUGUGGAGUUUAUUCCAGGAUACCGACACACUGGAUCCAGUGAGUUCCUGUCUAUGGCAAACAGGAUUCAAUAUGUGGUGAGCAGUGUGUACAGGAAGUCUUCUAUAUCCAGACUCUACAGGCAAGCUGUGAUAACAGACUUAAGCAGUAACGAGGGAGGUGUGCUGGUGCACUUCUGGAUGGUGUUUGCUGUCCCUCAGCUGAAGAGUACAGCAGUGUGUGAGGAGUGCGUUAGUGCCAUUAUGCGGAACUCUGUGCUCACCAGCCUGCAGAACAGAUCCUCCAUUGGCUACCUGAUGGGCCUGCCAGUUGACAUGGACACCAUCAUUAUCAAUGCUGCUCUGCGUUCAGACUACACAGGGACUUCGGCAGACUCUCAGUGUGUUGAUAAGCUGUAUGCUAGCAUGCUAGGAGGCAAAGUACCCCUCAAUGUCUUCUCCUCCUGGGGAGGGCUCAGCUGCCAUAUCAAAUUGACUUCUGCCCCUGGAUCUCUGAUUCGCCUCACAAUCACUGCCUUCCAAAUUGAGGCCAGUGACUGCGUGAAUGAUGGUCUCACUGUGUAUGAUGCCCUGCUGCCCAUGAGAAGCAGAACUCUCCACAAGUUGUGUGGACCUGUGUCCCAUGCUGUGUCCCUGGUGUCCACAGGCAAUGUGAUGCUCCUGUCCUUCAGACUAGAGCAGGGAAGUAAGAGCUUUAGAGGACACUUUCAGGCCAUCGCGAAGGAAAGUUGCUUCAGUGUGAUCCAGUUGGAGUCAAAAACUGGAUUUAGUGGAGAGAUCAGCAGCCCAUUUUACCCUAGCCUGCUGCCCCCUUACUGUACCUGCACCUGGCACUUUCAGAGCCCACAUCCUUCUCUUGGUGUGGCCCUAACAUUUAAAAACUAUGUGCUGAGUCAGAAAGACCUGAGGAGCUGUGAACAUGGCUGGUGGAAAGUCAAUGAGAGCAUAUACUGUGGCAGCCACAUUGGCCAUGCCACCGUGUUCUACAUUCCAGACCCUAACCCCGAGGUGGUGUUCCGGUGCAGCUCCCGUGGAGCCGACCCACCUAUCACCGCCACGUACCAGACCUUCAACAUCAACCAGCCCUGCCCUGAUGGACACUUCCUGUGCUCCACGGGGCUUUGUGUGGACAAGAGACGCUGCUGUGAUGGAUUGGACGACUGCAUGGAUGAGAGUGAUGAACUGUUCUGCGCCAAGCCUUCCAAAAAUUGUGCUGGUUCCACCCCUUUGCACCCACUGUAUGUCUGCAAUGGAGAGAGGGACUGUGACAAUGGCAAGGAUGAAACCAACUGCACUCUGGAAACAAGUUGCUCAGAUAUUCGGUUCCAGUGCAGGAGUGGAGCCUGCAUUCUUAAGAGAAAUGCUAAGUGUGAUGGUGUUUUUGACUGUUCGGACCACAGUGAUGAGAGCGACUGUGCCUGUGGCCUGCCCAGCCUGGGGAGGUGGGGCCAGGGGCGUGUAGUGGGCGGUGCCAAUGCUCUGGAGGGAGAGUGGCCAUGGCAAGUCAGUUUGCACUUUGGAGGACAUCUCUACUGUGGUGCGACUGUCAUCUCAGCUGAAUGGCUCCUGUCAGCAGCUCACUGUUUCAGCAGGGAGAGGUUGUCAGACCCACGGCAAUGGAGAGCUCACCUUGGGAUGCUCACUCAGGGAGCUGCUAAACAUGUAGCGGAGAUCCGCAGGAUUGUGGUGCAUGAAUAUUACAACGCUCUGAACUUUGACAAUGACAUCGCCCUGUUGCAGCUCAAGAAGACCUGGGCCCCCUCCCUGAACACCUACAUCCAGCCCAUCUGCUUGCCCCCUCCCUCUCAGGCUGUCACUGAGACACACACCUGCUGGGUUACAGGCUGGGGGUACCGCUCUGAGCAAGAUAAAGUUCUUCCAUCCAUUCUCCAGAAGGCAGAGGUGGGAGUGAUCAGCCAGUGGGAGUGUAAGAGGAGCUUUGGCCUGGUGUCGCCCCGCAUGCUGUGUGCGGGUGUUCCAUCAGGGGAGAGCGAUGCCUGUCGGGGUGAUUCAGGGGGUCCCCUGUCCUGCCAGAUGCAAAGAGGAAGCCAUUGGUUCCUUACAGGGAUUGUGAGUUGGGGUGCAGGUUGUGGGAGGCCAAAUCUACCUGGGGUCUACACCAGAGUGGCCAAGUUCAUCACCUGGAUUCAGAGCCAUACUCUCCAUUCAGAGGCAUUGCAGAACCAAAGCCCCCAGUAAAGCUGAAUAUGGUGCUACAUAAAUACUCUCCCAAUCAAAUUGAAUAGCAUUUGUGCAUUUCCACAUUUGUUAAAAUGAGCAUUGUGCCUCUUCUGCUUAGUCUUCAAAUUACUUUUUAAUAGAAUUAUUAAACUGGAGAAUUAAUCUGA
Molecule: messenger RNA, 3075 nt
Organism: Anguilla anguilla (European eel)
Lineage: Eukaryota; Metazoa; Chordata; Actinopteri; Anguilliformes; Anguillidae
Gene: tmprss7
Product: transmembrane serine protease 7
Exons: 17
Coding region: 713-2926 (737 amino acids)
Biological process (GO): proteolysis
Molecular function (GO): protein binding; serine-type endopeptidase activity
Source: RefSeq, a predicted model, not a curated record